AUGCCACAAGUUCUUUCCUCUUCAUCGCAUGAGAUCAGCAUGUCUUCCUCGUCUCAGUUUAGGAAAAGACUACCAAGUGAUAGAGAUGACCCAUUCACGGACAAGAAACCGAAAUACGAAUUAAAAGAAUCUCCGUUUAAUGUACAACGAAGAAAAAGUGAUACAAGUACAAAACAGCAGGAGGAAAAUGUUGAUGGUGGUGAGGAAGAAGAAGAGGAAGACGAAGUAAGUUUGGAGGUUUUAGAAGAAAUGCAUAAACUUGAAGAAUGUUUCCCCGUGUUGUCCACUGAUUAUAGAUUGAUCGACAAAAUCGGGGAAGGCACAUUUUCAAGUGUAUAUAAAGCAGAGGCCUUAAAUGGCAAGAUACGCCUAGGAUGUGAUAUUUGGAGAUCUCCCCCCCUCAAAAAGAAAUCAAAUCAUCACACUAAGAAGAGGAGCCCCAUUGUUGCCAUUAAACAAAUUUAUGUUACUUCAUCUCCCAAUAGAAUCCAUAAUGAAUUAAGUUUGCUUUAUACGUUAACAGGAAGUACUUAUGUUGCACCAUUACUUGACGCGUUACGAUACCAAGACCAAAUCUUGGCCAUAUUGCCAUAUUAUCAACAUGCCGAUUUCCGAGAUUUCUAUCGUGAUUUACCGGUAAAAGGAAUCAAGAAGUAUCUUUGGGAAAUGUUUCAUGCGUUAGAUUAUAUUCAUGACAAAGGUGUAAUUCAUCGAGAUUUAAAACCUACUAAUUUCUUGUACGAUCCAUUUAAAGGUAAAGGUGUACUUGUUGAUUUUGGUCUUGCUGAAAAAUUAACUACUAGCACAGGUACUAAAAAUCAGUGUCCUUGUAUAUCCAAGGAAAAACCAAUAAAUCGUUCUCAUUCUAAGCGACUUAAUAUUAAAGGUGCAUACCCCAAAACCGAUUCUAGGCCACCCAGAAGGGCAAACAGAGCAGGAACAAGAGGGUUUAGAGCACCCGAAGUUUUAUUAAAAUGCACUAACCAAACCACCAAGAUUGAUAUUUGGUCAGCUGGUAUAAUUGGAUUGUCAUUAUUGACGAGAAAAUUCCCCUUAUUUAACUCGCCAGAUGAUACCGACGCAUUAGUUGAACUUGUUUUGUUGUUUGGGUUGGAGAAAUUACAAAAGUGUGCUGAAUUACAUGGAUGUGGAUUAGAAAUUACCUUGCCUAAUGUAAAUCAAGCCCAUGGGAACUUGAUUAAGCUAGUUCACGAUUUCUUGAAACAUGAAGAUGACAAUGGUUGUUUCCCUCAUGAUAGUGUUAUUUACGACACCCUUGGUUUGUUUAACGAAGAAGGGGAUAGAUUCAUCAAGCCACAAUAUACCAAUUUAGAGCUGUUAAGUCAAGAAGAACGGGAUUUAGAAUAUGAGCGAGUUAGAAGAAGCAAUGAAGAUUACAAAGAUCACAAACAUUUAAUGGAGUUACUUUAUGGAUGUUUCAAAAUGGAUCCUACCAAGAGAUUAGAUAGUAAACAGAUUUUGAAAUUACCCUUCUUUGCUGAAUUAUCGCAAACGGAAGAUGAUGUUAUAUUAUAGUUGCUAUACAAAGGUUAUUCGUCAUAUAUAUCAUAAUAAUCGUCAUAGCUUUCAUAUCCACCUGUAGUUGUACCACUACUUUCAUCUUCAAACAGGAUCCUCCUUGAUCUUUUUCGUGAAUUAACAACAACGUCUUUUUUAUUAUUACUGUCGUUUGUAUUAGUGUCUUUAGGGUUAAUUAUGGCCUUGUUCCAACGUCUAUUUAAUUUCUUGAUUAAUUCAUUUUGUUCCGAUAAUGCCUGCAUUAUAGGUUGUUGAAUCUUAUGUGCAUUGAAAAUCUUUGAGUCUAAUAAAUCAUUAGGUGGUGGUGUUGGCAGUGCUUGUGGGAGUGUUGUCAUUGGGGAAAUACUAUUUAGUAAUUCCAAUUGUAAGUCUUUGGAGAUUGCCAAUUUUCGUUUAAUUAGCAUUGAUUGCUGAAUAAGCGUGUUUGGUUUACUUUUCUUUUUGUGACUUGGCGGUGGGAGUUCCAAUGAAGAAUCUAGCUGAAUAGGAUUGGCAUCUAUAUUAGGGCUUGCGAUUAGGUGAGGAACGGUAGUUGAAGGAGAUGUAGGUAAUAAGCUUGUUGGUGAGGACGACGCUUGUGUUGUUGUUGAUAUUAAUUCAUCGAAUUUAAGCUUAAAAUCUCGUUUCAAUUGCAAAAACUGACUAUGCUGAUCUGAUGUUUCUCGACUUUUCCUUCUUAAUUUGAAUAUUGGUCGGAUUAUUGACCUUGUGGGAGUGUGCGUUAUUUCCAGUUCUGAUUCUUCAUCGGAAAGUAAUACUAUACCUGAUUUUAACCGUUUUGACAUGACAUAUUCGUUAGUUAUGGGUGUGGUCAUUCCAGUACCUGUUCCCGCCACGGUGGUCGUAUCUGCAGUUGCUGCACCAGCCGCAUUGCUAGUCAACGACACCAAACUUGUAGAACUGUUAUUUCUGGUAUGGGGUCGAAUAACUUCAUCAAAGGAAAUGAUUGAGUUCCUAGGACUUUCCAAACUAACAAUCGACAUACUUCUGGCUGUGUUGGGGGUUGGGGCAAUAUUAUGUCCCUGAAUAGGAUGCGGAGGAAAAAUUGGACUAUGCAUUGUUGUGGGUGUAGAUAUCGCCGAGCCACCUCCAUGCGAAAGUGGUUGCAGUGGUAAUAUAGGUGGUGGAGGUGGUGGUUGCGGUGGGAGGACGGAUGGGGUCGUUGAACUAUACAUUGAAUGAUUUGAACUUAUGGAAGUGACUGAUGAUGAGCGUUGUCUUGAUGACAUAUUUUUCUCGCCUUACCUCAGGGAUGGGAAGGUAAAAUAGAGGAAAAACCGUCUGAUUAAGAAGAAGAGGUAGUAAAGUGGUUAAGGAUACGGUAGUGUAUGAAUCAAUUAGUUACAAACUGUCUAACUUGAACUGUGGGGAUUGGUUUAUUUGUUAUGGUUGGUUUGUUGUAAAAAAAGACUGGCGGGUCUAAAUCGGAUAAAUCACUUUUGAAAGAAUGUCUUAAACAAAAGAAAAAAGAAAUGCGG
Spathaspora passalidarum NRRL Y-27907 is the source of this 3017-nucleotide messenger RNA. RefSeq names its product serine/threonine protein kinase (gene CDC7). Gene Ontology annotation, biological process: mitotic DNA damage checkpoint signaling; protein phosphorylation. The record is from RefSeq and is a predicted model, not a curated record. Gene Ontology annotation, cellular component: nucleus. The transcript is spliced from 2 exons. The coding region runs from base 1 to 1536 and encodes 511 amino acids. NCBI's taxonomy places the organism in Eukaryota, Fungi, Ascomycota, Pichiomycetes, Serinales, Debaryomycetaceae. Gene Ontology annotation, molecular function: ATP binding; protein serine/threonine kinase activity.